AAUUCAAUGUUAAUAUCAAUUAUUAGUUAAAUUGUAUUUGGCAACAUUUCGAAAUAUGAUUUGUUGCUAUACCACAUUUCAUGUCGCCUGUGAACGUAAAAUAAGGUAAUAAAGCAAUGGCAGACACGGCUAAAAAGGCCACCAAAACCGUGGCAAAGAAAGGUGUUAAAGAUGAAACGAAAAAGAAAAGACCUCGCUGUCCAAGAAAUUACAAGUUACCGGGUGGAGUAUGGCGAUAUUCCCGUUCAAGUAUGUACAGUCGCAGGUGUCUAUACAAAAUUAAGAAAUCAACAACGCCUAAAGAAAAGCCUAAGCGAAAGCCAAGAUAUGUUAAAAAGCCUAUUGGUGGCGAAAAAAAUGGAGGUUUUCGUAUUGUAAAACUGAAGAAAGAGAAAAAAUUUUAUCCUACUGAAGACAAGCCUAAACUGAAGAGGACAAGAAAGAUGGUGCCUUUUAAGAAGCAUAAACGCUAUUUGCGAUCAAGCAUAACACCUGGAACCAUUCUAAUAUUAUUGGCUGGUCGACAUCGUGGCAAGAGAGUUGUUUUCUUGAAGCAAUUGGAUACAGGAUUGCUGCUUGUGACAGGCCCACUUAAGGUGAAUGGAUGUCCUUUAAGAAGAAUAAACCAGAUCUACACUAUAGCAACAUCUACAAAGCUUGAUAUUAGCAAUGUUAAAAUUCCAGAGCAUGUAGAUGACAAAUAUUUCAGAAGGAAGAAGCCCCAGAAAAAGUCAAAGAAAGAUGAGGAAGAGAUUUUUGAUACCAAGAAAGAGGAGUACACUGUAUCAGAAGAACGCAAGAAGGAUCAACUAGAGGUUGAUCGUCAGAUCAUUGAUGUCAUCCGCAAACAUCCUGAGAGGAAAUUUAUGUUCCACUACCUUCGAGCGUUGUUCUAUCUACAGAAUAAAAUGUAUCCACACAAAAUGUUGUUCUAAAUUUGCGAAGUUCAAGAUAAAUAAAAUGAAAAAGACUCAUAUGAAAUUUU
This is a messenger RNA of Uloborus diversus, 985 nucleotides long. It is a transcript of the gene RpL6, whose product is annotated as 60S ribosomal protein L6-like. Gene Ontology annotation, cellular component: ribosome; cytosolic large ribosomal subunit. Gene Ontology annotation, molecular function: RNA binding; structural constituent of ribosome. Gene Ontology annotation, biological process: ribosomal large subunit assembly; cytoplasmic translation. The transcript has 6 exons. NCBI's taxonomy places the organism in Eukaryota, Metazoa, Arthropoda, Arachnida, Araneae, Uloboridae. Bases 117 to 935 code for a protein of 272 amino acids. The record is from RefSeq and is a predicted model, not a curated record.